Prunus armeniaca (apricot) is the source of this 258-nucleotide messenger RNA. NCBI's taxonomy places the organism in Eukaryota, Viridiplantae, Streptophyta, Magnoliopsida, Rosales, Rosaceae. The record is from the annotation of a GenBank genome assembly.
AUGGGAACGAAAAAGUUCCCAAUGGUGAGAGUUUGGAAAAUAUGUGCUCUAAGGGCUGUUGCGUAUUUCAAAGAUCAAUAUUUGGCGAAGGUGAAGAUUGCACUAGAGACGGCCGUGGAGCCCAAGAUACAUCUGGAGUCUGUGGCGGAGCCCAAGAUUACGCCAGAGCCCAUAGCGGUGGCAGAGUCGAAGAUUGCGCUAGAGCCCGUGCGUGAGCUGAAGAUCAAGCCAGAGCCAAUGGCGCAGCCGAAUAUCUAA